This is a messenger RNA of Fusarium proliferatum ET1, 684 nucleotides long. Its product is annotated as putative glutathione-dependent formaldehyde-activating enzyme. Gene Ontology annotation, biological process: formaldehyde catabolic process. Gene Ontology annotation, molecular function: zinc ion binding; S-(hydroxymethyl)glutathione synthase activity. Bases 1 to 684 code for a protein of 227 amino acids. The transcript has a single exon. The record is from RefSeq and is a predicted model, not a curated record. Lineage: Eukaryota; Fungi; Ascomycota; Sordariomycetes; Hypocreales; Nectriaceae.
AUGGCUUCGUCCUCUAAUCGAAACAUCAUCUCCAAGAACAAAACUCCCAUCGCCGUCGCCGCCGCCCUAGUAUCAGCUGCUGCAGUAAUCACUUCCAUCUACCGUUCAGUAACCACCUCCAAGAUGUCUCACAACCUCCACCCCAGCCUCAAGAACGGCAUCACCAAGGGUUCUCCCAACUUCUCUGGUGGCAAGCUUCGCUGCAAGUGCUCCUCCAACCCUGUCGAGGUAACCCUCAGCGGUCAGGUCGCUCACAACCACGCCUGCGGAUGCUCCAAGUGCUGGAAGCCCGAGGGUGCUCUCUUCUCCGUCGUCGCUGUCAUCCCCCGCGACCAGCUCCAGGUCACUGCCAACGGUGACAAGCUCACUAUUGUUGACAAGAGCGCUGCUAUUCAGCGAAACGCCUGCCGUGACUGCGGUGUCCACCUGUUUGGUCGCAUUGAGAACGAUCACCCCUUCAAGGGUCUCGACUUUGUCCACGUUGAGCUCUCUGAUGAAAAGGGCUGGCAAGAGCCUCAGUUCGCCGCCUUUGUCUCUUCCAUUAUCGAGCAGGGCUUCCCUGCCGAUAAGGCCAACGAGGUUCGUCAGCAGUUCAAGGAUCUUGGCCUCGAGUCCUAUGAUGCUCUGUCUCCCCCUCUGAUGGACGCCAUCGCCUCUUGGACCGCCGCCAAGUCCAAGAUCUAA